Messenger RNA from Durio zibethinus, 1107 nucleotides. Its product is annotated as NADH dehydrogenase [ubiquinone] 1 alpha subcomplex subunit 8-B-like. Gene Ontology annotation, cellular component: respiratory chain complex I. The record is from RefSeq and is a predicted model, not a curated record. Gene Ontology annotation, biological process: mitochondrial electron transport, NADH to ubiquinone. NCBI's taxonomy places the organism in Eukaryota, Viridiplantae, Streptophyta, Magnoliopsida, Malvales, Malvaceae.
GCACCUGUUUGGCAUUUCUCAAGUCUUCUCAUUUUUGGCCAAACCUCAGAGACUUCACUACCCUAAACGAAACUUCCCCAUUUCCCUCUCAUGGUCAUCUCUCUCAGAUUAAGCAAAAACCCAUUAAUUGAUUAAGGUGCAUAAAGGAGUGAUCUUUGUGGAGAGUGGCGGUGGAAAUGGCGAGUGUGAUUGAUGCGGCGGGAGAACCGAUCCCGACAUCGUCGGUGCUGAUGUCAGCUGCUAAGCACAUUGAGAUUAAAUGUAGGCCGGAAAAUGUGGAGUUUCUUAAGUGCAAGAAGAAAGAUCCGAACCCUGAGAAAUGUCUCGAUAAGGGCCGCCAAGCUACUCGCUGUGCCCUUGGCGUGCUAAAAGAUCUUUAUCACAGAUGCAAAGACCCCAUGGAAGCAUAUGUUGGAUGUAUGUAUUACCACACGAAUGAGUUUGAUUUAUGUCGCAAAGAGCAGAAAGCGUUUGAGAAAGAAUGCCCGUUGGGGUGACCGGCAAGCAAACAACAUUUCAAGUUCCAUGCUUAAAAUAAGUUAGGUCAGUUUGCAAUUAGCAAAAACUGUUGAUGCGUACACUCAUAGUCCUGCCUUCUAUGUGAUAAGCAUUCCCUUCUUUUUGUAUGGUUAAAGAUUGUUCUUGGGAUUUUUUUUUUCAACCGAAAAUGAUUCCGCUCCCAUUUUUUAACAUAAUUUAUGAUGAUGAUGAGUGAUUCAUUCAUGAUAUUUUUCUUUGGAAAUGCGCCUUCUCAAAUGAUUUUCCUUUAAUGCCUAUUCAAAAGUGAAAAGAAGCUAUAAAACAGAUUUGACAUGGGGGCCGUAAUUGGAAAAAGUGCUUCAUUGGCAAUACGGGCUCCUAAGCUAAGUUAAUAUAGUAAAAAAUUUGAGUUUGAGUUUAAUUCUAAAAUUUAUUGUUUGAACUCGGCUUGAGCUCCGCAAGUGUUAAUUUUUAAAUUUGAAUUCAAUUCGAAAUAAAAAUUGAAUUAUUUGAAUUUGCUUCAUUAAACUCGAACAAUAAAAAUGAGUAUGAUUUUCAUAUUUAAUUUCAAGUUCAAUUAUGUGUUCACACUCUAAUUCAAACUUGAAUUGAUAUAUAUAAGACUAA